Chiloscyllium plagiosum (whitespotted bambooshark) is the source of this 925-nucleotide messenger RNA. The record is from RefSeq and is a predicted model, not a curated record. Lineage: Eukaryota; Metazoa; Chordata; Chondrichthyes; Orectolobiformes; Hemiscylliidae.
GCAGAGGAUGCAAUAGAUGAUGUGUGUGGAGGUGCAGUACAAAGAAAACUAUGAUGAUGAAGUCACUAUUACUGUGGAAAAGGAGCAGUUUAUGGAUGAAUUCUUCCAUCAGGUUGAGGACAUCCGAGGAUGCAUUGACCAAAUUGCGGAAAAUGUGGAAGAGGUGAAGAAGAAACACAGCGUCAUCCUAUCCGCACCGAACCCCGAAGGGAAAACCAAAGAAGAACUUGAAGAACUUACACUGUCAAUUAAGAGAAUUGCAAACCGAGUCCGAAAUAAGCUGAAGAUUAUAGAACAAAGCAUCAAAACAGAAGACAAUGAAAACCAAAGUUCAGUAGAUUUAAGGAUACGCAAAACUCAGCACUCAACUCUAUCCCGAAAAUUUGCAAAUGUGAUGACUGAGUACAACGAGAUUCAAAUCCUGUUCAGGGAACGCAGCAAAGGCCGAAUUCAGCGGCAGCUCGAGAUCACUGGAAGAACAACCACCGAUGAUGAACUGGAAGAGAUGCUGGAGAGUGGUAACCCAUCUAUUUUUACAUCUGAUAUUAUAUCAGACACCCAGAUCACCAGGCAAGCUCUUAAUGAGAUUGAAUCGCGGCACAAAGACAUCAUCAAACUGGAAGCAAGCAUACGAGAGUUGCACGAUAUGUUUGUGGACAUGGCCAUGUUAGUGGAACAGCAGGGUGAAAUGAUUAAUAACAUAGAGACAAAUGUGGUAAAUGCUACUGAAUAUAUUGAGCGGGCGAAAGAAGAGACAAAAAAAGCAGUUCGAUACCAGAGCAAAGCAAGGCGGGUGAGUUUACUGUUGCAUAGCUUCCAAAUUGCCAUUCACAGCAUGAAACUAACUAACAAGCUGGCCAUUCAGCCCCUUGUGCUAGUGUUGGCUCUUAGAAUGAACGUUUGUGUUUAGUCCCAUUUUCUUGCC